Messenger RNA from Caretta caretta (loggerhead turtle), 2425 nucleotides. RefSeq names its product collagen type VIII alpha 2 chain (gene COL8A2). Gene Ontology annotation, molecular function: protein binding. Gene Ontology annotation, cellular component: extracellular matrix. The record is from RefSeq and is a predicted model, not a curated record. Lineage: Eukaryota; Metazoa; Chordata; Testudines; Cheloniidae.
CAAUUCACAGACAAAGCAUGGAGGACAACGAUCCAGCUAGUCUGUGUGGAGGAUACAGCGAUCAGGAUAAUUCUUAGCUCUUGUGGAAACCAGGAGGACAUGGUGAAAGAUCUUGUGAAAUUCCCCCAGGAGCAGUGGGCCAGCACGAAGCCUAAGCACCAUAAAGACUCGCGGUGAAGCCAGGAUGCUCGCCGAAGCUGUCUCAUUGCUCCUGCUUGUGGCUGGCAUCCGCUCGGUGUCCGGAGGAGGUGCUGGAGGCGGAGGAUAUGCUCAAGUGAAAUACAUGCAGCCCAUGGUGAAAGGGCCCCUGGGACCCCCAUUCCGGGAAGGCAAAGGGCAGUAUCUCGACAUGCCACCGCUCCUGCCGAUGGAUCUCAAAGGGGAGCCAGGCCCCCCAGGAAAGCCAGGACCAAGAGGACCUCCAGGCCCCCCAGGCUAUCCAGGAAAACCAGGCACUGGGAAACCCGGACUUCAUGGCCAGCCAGGCCCUGCUGGGCCCCCUGGAUUUUCUGGUGUUGGCAAACCAGGUAUCCCAGGGCUUCCAGGAAAGGCAGGUAUGAAAGGGAUGCCCGGCCUCAAAGGUGAACCCGGCAUGAGAGGUGAGCAAGGCCAGAGAGGAUUACCUGGCCCGCCAGGAUUGCCUGGGCCAGCAGGCAUCUCAAUCAAUGGGAAACCAGGCAUGCAGGGCACUCCAGGCCUACCAGGAUUUAGGGGUGAGCCUGGCCCAAAAGGGGAGCCAGGGCCUCGGGGGGAGCGUGGCUUAAAGGGUGAAAAUGGUGUUGGGAAGCCAGGGUUUCCAGGUCCCAGAGGAAAUGGAGGGCCCCCUGGCCCCGCUGGGCCUCCAGGGCCAAACGGCAUUGGGAAACCAGGGUUUGAUGGCUUACCAGGUGCUCCAGGGGAGAAAGGCGAGAUGGGUCCAUUUGGAGCCCCUGGGAUCAAUGGGGAACCUGGGCCGAUGGGUCCACGGGGUCCACCAGGCAUUGAUGGAAUAGGCAUCCCAGGGGUCGGAGGGGUUCCGGGUAUGCAAGGCCCUGUGGGGCCAAAGGGAGAACCCGGUAUCCGUGGCCUUCCCGGUUUACCUGGGCCUGCAGGCUAUGGGAAACCGGGUCUGCCAGGCUUAAAAGGAGAUCGUGGGCAACCUGGGGUCCCAGGAGCCAUUGGCGACAAAGGGGAACCAGGCAUAGAUGGGGAAGCAGGUGAGCAGGGCCCUCAGGGUGUCACUGGAGCCCCAGGGAUGCCGGGCUCCAUGGGCUUGCCGGGCAAAUAUGGGCUGCCAGGCCUCAAAGGUGAGGUUGGGUUACCUGGGCCCCCAGGAAUACCAGGGAUGCGUGGAGACCAAGGGCCAAAUGGUUUUGCAGGGAAACCAGGGGUGCCUGGAGAGAGAGGUCUGCCUGGGUCACAUGGACCCCCUGGCCCCACAGGCCCAAAAGGAGAACCAGGCUUCACAGGGGUUCCUGGAGUGCCAGGGUUAACAGGUAGCCUGGGACCAAAGGGGGAUGUAGGAAUUCCAGGCCAGCCAGGCCUGAGGGGCCCAUCUGGUAUUCCAGGCCUACAAGGCCCUUCUGGUCCCAUGGGGCCACAGGGCUUACCAGGGCUGAAAGGGGAACCUGGCCUCCCAGGCCCUCCAGGUGUGGGGAAGGUAGGGGAGCCUGGCAUUACAGGACCCAUUGGCCCACCAGGAAUACCAGGGACACGUGGAUUAAACGGCCCCCCAGGACCACCAGGGCCGCCUGGUCCCCCCGGGGCACCAGGGGUGUUCGACGAGACAGGCAUUGCUGGGCUGCACUUGCCAGAUGGAGGCGUGGAAGGAGCGGUGUUAGGGAAUGGCAAGCCUGGGAAGCCACAGUAUGGCAGAGGGGAGCUCUCUGCCCGGAUAGCACCCGCUUUCACGGCCAUCCUGACCUCCCCAUUCCCAGCCUCUGGCAUGCCAGUCAAAUUCGACAGGACUUUGUAUAACGGGCACAACGGCUACAAUCCAGCCACUGGGAUAUUCACCUGCCCCAUCUCCGGCAUCUAUUACUUUGCCUAUCACGUGCACGUCAAAGGGACUAAUGUUUGGGUGGCGCUUUAUAAGAACAAUGUGCCCGCCACAUACACCUACGAUGAGUACAAAAAAGGCUACCUGGAUCAAGCCUCAGGCAGCGCAGUGCUCGAACUCAAAGAGAAUGACCAAGUCUGGGUCCAAAUGCCCUCGGACCAAGCCAAUGGGCUGUACUCCACAGAAUACAUCCACUCCUCCUUCUCCGGCUUCCUGCUUUGCCCCACAUAACAGCUGUUGGGUGUGUUUCCUUUUUACCCACUUUAGCCAUAAACUGUCUUGUUUUUUUAAUAAUUUUUUUUAAAAAAUAAAAGAAAUACAAAAAAGAAAAAUCACUGGGAAGAAUGCGCAAGUCAUUGGCACAGGAUCUCGCUUCACAUUGUUCAC